AUGUCCACGCAUUCCACGUUGCAACCCACGGUGCAACCCACGCCGCAUCUCACGGCGUCGCCUACGGUCCAUGUGCACUCCCCCGCGGUUGGCCGGGAAGAACAACACGUCAUCCUUGACCUCCACCACGUCAUCAUCCUCGUCCGGCAAAUGCUGGAACCGCUUCCGUCCUUUCCGUUUCCGCCUCCCGUCCACGUCAGCACCGCCAAAACCAUCCAAUCCUGCAAUGCCACGAAAGCCCGCCCCCGAUCCCCGCCUUCCACGCAAGUUCCGCAAGCCCUCUCCCCGCAUUCCGCCCGCAAACCCCGCCUCAUCCUCGUCCUCCUCCUCUUCCUCCUCCCCCAUCUUAUCCUCCUUGCCGUCACCGUCGUCACCGUCACCGUCACCACCACCACCACCACCGCCACCGCCGCCGCCAUCGUCUUUGUCCACGUCUCCCUCUCCUUCUCCGUCUCCUUCUCCGUCGCCGCCGUCACCGUCACCAUCACCGUCGCCGUCGCCGUCACCUUCCUCGUCGCCGUCGCCUUCGCCGUCGCCAUUGCCGUCGCCGUCACCGUUGCCUUCACCAUCAUCCUCAUCGCCACCGUCCAUGUCUCCGUCAAGGUCCGCGUCAUCCUCGCCAAGGCCAUCCUCGUCAAAAGCAGCUUCGAUAGGAUCCAGCAGGACGGAUGCCGUCUGCUCCUGAAACAUUUGCAUCAUGUCCUUCCGCGGAGGAUCCGCCGGAAACUGCGCCGACUGCGGAAGCUCCGCGGGUAG
Closterium sp. NIES-65 is the source of this 756-nucleotide messenger RNA. The record is from the annotation of a GenBank genome assembly. NCBI's taxonomy places the organism in Eukaryota, Viridiplantae, Streptophyta, Zygnematophyceae, Desmidiales, Closteriaceae.